Messenger RNA from Fonsecaea pedrosoi CBS 271.37, 237 nucleotides. RefSeq lists its product as uncharacterized. The coding region runs from base 1 to 237 and encodes 78 amino acids. Lineage: Eukaryota; Fungi; Ascomycota; Eurotiomycetes; Chaetothyriales; Herpotrichiellaceae. Gene Ontology annotation, molecular function: hydrolase activity, acting on carbon-nitrogen (but not peptide) bonds. The record is from RefSeq and is a predicted model, not a curated record. The transcript has 2 exons.
AUGGCAUCAGCAAAAGAGACAGCCCAGGGUCUCGAGCUGGCGGUUCAAGUGGGCGGUAUGACCCCCUUAAAGGCGAUCGAGGCAUCUACAGCGACUGCUCCAGAAGUCCUGAGCCCUCAAGCUCCCGAAACUGGCAUGUUAAAGGCAGGUUAUGAUACCGAUUUCAUUGCGCUGACGUCCAACCCAUUGGACAAUAUCAGUGUUGUCGCUGACCCAGACAACGUCACACAUAUAUGA